This is a messenger RNA of Laccaria bicolor S238N-H82, 804 nucleotides long. RefSeq lists its product as uncharacterized. NCBI's taxonomy places the organism in Eukaryota, Fungi, Basidiomycota, Agaricomycetes, Agaricales, Hydnangiaceae. The record is from RefSeq and is a predicted model, not a curated record. The transcript has 2 exons. The coding region runs from base 1 to 804 and encodes 267 amino acids.
AUGCUGCCAGUGCUAGCAUCCACAUCCGCAUCAAAACCAGCAGCAGCAUCAUUGCCACCACUGCCAGUAUCCAAAGAGAGCCUCACAAAGCUCAUCGCUCUUGCCAUGUCAUCGCCGGACUCACCAUUAGGCCUCAUUUGGGUGCACACCUUUCAGGAAGGGUCAAGGGAUGGAUGCCGAAGGGGGACAGAGCUUUUCAAGGACAAAGAUGUGAAGCAGGCAUUUCGUGAUGGUGCAGAUGAAGGACAGAUAAUGGGAAUACUGAAUGAGAGGAAGGAAUGGGAGGCAGCAGGCCACGGCUCCUGGUGUUUCAACACAAAAACAGAUUGCUUCUCUUGUGAAGUGGGAAUCCCUGAUGGGCAUACCUGCACCACCAAGCUCGACGCGAUGGUUCAAGUGGAUUUCGUCAAGGCUCAACCACCUUCUGCUGAAACUGCCAUCCAGGCUUCUCCCUCACACCACACUUCCUCAUCCCAGACCACUCCACCUCUUCUUGUCAAUGCCGAAGCUCAAGCCCAGCUUAUGGAUUUGCCCCCUGCUGCUACCACUGCUCCUACCUUGGACCCCCCAACCUUUGAUUGGUCUGACAACGCUGCCUCCAUACCUAUUCACAUCGGAACCGCUGUUCUCAAUUGCCUUUGGAAAAUCAUGAAGUUUCUUGGCCCCGACCACCGUUUUGGCCACGUCGAACCCCACCAUUCUUCCCUGUCUCCCAAACUGUUCCUUGUCAAUGCUUCAUUCUGGUCUCGAACCCCACUCACCGCCAUUGCCAUCAACCCCAUUGAAGAUGCCUAUGGCUCUUGA